Molecule: messenger RNA, 1503 nt
Organism: Phragmites australis (common reed)
Lineage: Eukaryota; Viridiplantae; Streptophyta; Magnoliopsida; Poales; Poaceae
Product: cytochrome b561 and DOMON domain-containing protein At4g12980-like
Exons: 3
Coding region: 105-1274 (389 amino acids)
Source: RefSeq, a predicted model, not a curated record
UCUCACCACCAGCAGCUUCAAGCCUUCACCUCCUCGGUUGCACCUCGAGUCACCGGAGCUCAAAAAGAAGCAAGGUUUCCAAGUGCUCCAUCUUGCUACUAGCCAUGGCGCGGCCAGGCCAGUCGGCGUGGCUCCUCCUCGCGGCCGUCGUGCUGCUCGUCGCGUCUGCCGCGACGGCACAGGACUGCGUGUCCGCGGCGUUCAGCUCCGGCCGGUCCUUCCUCAAGUGCAACUCCCUGUCCGUGCUCGGCGCCAGCCUGCACUGGACGUACCACCCGGAGAACGGCACAGCCGACAUCGCGUUCCGCGCGCCGUCGGGCACCGACGGCUGGGUCGGCUGGGGCAUCAACACCGUCCGGCCCAACCAGAUGCAGGACACCAGCGUGUUCAUAGCCUCGCAGGACGGCAGCGGCGUCGUGUCCGUCCUCUCGACCUACCUGGAGAGCACGUCGCCCACCCUGACGCCCGGGAACCUCAAGUUCAACGUGACAGUCGGGCCCAGCGCCGAGUACUCGGGCGGCGCCUACACCAUCUUCGCGACGAUCGCGCUGCCGGGGAACAACACGAACCAGAACACGGUGUGGCAGGCCGGUCCGCUCAGCAGCGGGUCCAUAUCGCGGCACACGACGGCGGGGGCUAAUUUGCAGAGCACGCUGAGGCUGGACUUCCUCUCCGGGGCCAGCGCCGGGGCCUCAAACUCCAGGCUGCACCGCCGCAAUAUCCAUGGAGUGCUCAACGCGGUGAGCUGGGGCAUCCUGAUUCCCCUUGGCGCCAUCAUCGCACGCUACCUGCGCGUCUUCGAGUCCGCCGACCCGGCAUGGUUCUACCUCCACAUCGCCUGCCAGUGCUCCGGCUACAUCCUCGGCGUCGCCGGCUGGGGCCUCGGCCUCAAGCUCGGCAGCGAGUCCGUUGGUACCACCUACCAUCCCCACCGCAACAUCGGCAUUGCCAUCUUCUGCCUCGCCACUCUCCAGGUGUUCGCGCUCCUGCUGAGGCCUGACAAGAAGAACAAGUACAGGUUCUACUGGAACAUCUACCACCACUCCGUCGGGUACUCCGUGAUCAUCUUGAGCGCCAUCAACAUCUUCAAAGGGCUCGACAUCCUGAAGCCGACCAGCGGCUAUAAGACGGCCUACAUUGCCAUCCUGGCGACGCUCGGCGGCAUCGCCCUCUGCCUCGAGGUCAUUACGUGGCCGAUCGUCCUCCGGAGGCGCAAGCGCGACGCCGACAAGGCGCCAGCCCGCAACGGCGCCGGCUGGCAGCAUGGUGUGUAACGAUCAGAUCUCCGUGUGCACUGCACUGUCCGUGUGUGCUAGUUUUGCUGCGAUCGACGGUGUGAUGUUGUUUUGAGGUGGUGUUGUAUCUUUUUUGUUACUGCUCCUGUAGAGUACUUCCUUUUUUCUUCUAUUUUAGGGCUCUCUGAUGGCAUCUGUACACAUUUUUUCUUCUGAUCAUUGAUGUAUGGUUACUUUUAUUUAUAUGCAUAGUGUAUGGUUUCUAUCA